Molecule: messenger RNA, 1188 nt
Organism: Drosophila subpulchrella
Lineage: Eukaryota; Metazoa; Arthropoda; Insecta; Diptera; Drosophilidae
Product: transmembrane protein 170A
Exons: 2
Coding region: 507-893 (128 amino acids)
Source: RefSeq, a predicted model, not a curated record
UCCAUUGCCGUUGCUAUAGUAAAUCGCAGACAAAAACACUAAAAAAUUAAAUUAAAUUAAGAAAAAGUGCAUUGUUUUGCUAAAAAUGUGUAGAUAUGGCUGCUCGAGACCAAUGACUUGAUGUUUAAGAUGGAUUAGGGAUUCACUGCCGCCAAUCAUAGGCAAAUUGAGUGCCGUGACGAAAGUCCAAUCGAUUGUUGACCGAAAUAAAAAUAAACCAAACAAUUGGUUAAAUAUAGCACUAACCGAAGGUUAAAACCAUGUUAUAUAGGAUCAAGCUACUGGAAAGAACUACAAAUUGAUUACGGCUGUAAAAUACGACCAAUGUUUUGUGGGUGUGGUCUAUAGCACACAGGUGUGGGCAGCCCUCAACUCCGGGUGAUACAUGCUAUAAGGAAACCCCACCAGACAUGCGGCUGGACACUCAACUGACCAACGGAUAAGCAAUAACUAGCAACUAGUAUUCAGGCAACCCACGUAAACUUCCAUUAGACACGGUUUUAGCCAUGUUUUCCGACGACACCGAUGAGCUGGACACCAUCGCCGAUGUGAUGGGUCUGCGGUCGCAGGCGCGUCUCAAUACCUUUCGCGAAAUGUGGUACCAUGUCUUUCUGUGGGCCCUGUUCUCCUCCAUUUUCAUCCACACCUGCGCCGCCCUGGUGGCCUUCGUCACACUGCGUAAACACAAGUUCGGGCGAUUCUUCUCGAUCCUGAUCCUGGUCAUGGGAUUCCUGUCGCCGGCCUCGAGUGGCAUCAUCAGCAGUGCGGUCAUUGCCUUCGUGCAUCGCGCCUCCAGUCUGCCCAUGUCGCCCAUAUACGCCAUGAUCUGGGGCCUUGGGCAGACCAUCGUCUCGGCCUGCCUGGGUUUCACUCGGAUUCUGGCCACUCUUUAGAGUACGGACUGCAGUUUUUCACUCACCACUCACAGCACUCUCAUCAUCGUCGCCCAAUCCAAUCCAAUGUUCACAGAGUUCCGACUUUCGAUCGGACAUAUUAUCAAUUCUUCAGGUGUGCAAACAACAAUUAAUUGAAUUCAUAGUUAUGUGUGUAUAGGAACAUUGUGAUUUUUUAAAUUAUACCUUAUACGAUGAGAAGGAUAAUGUAAAAUAUUUAGCUCUUACUUUAACAUUUAACUCUAAUUGUACAUACUUUAGGAAGCUAAUAUAUAUGAGCAGAUUCUAAAGCUAA